This is a messenger RNA of Neolamprologus brichardi, 1560 nucleotides long. RefSeq lists its product as uncharacterized. The record is from RefSeq and is a predicted model, not a curated record. Gene Ontology annotation, biological process: attachment of mitotic spindle microtubules to kinetochore. NCBI's taxonomy places the organism in Eukaryota, Metazoa, Chordata, Actinopteri, Cichliformes, Cichlidae.
GUAAACACGGAAAAGGGCGGUAGCGGAGAAUCUGCUGAGCAGGCUGGCGGUUAGCCUAAAAGAUAGAGAUUUAAUCCGGUUCAAAUGUUUCUCCUGAGUGGUUUUAUUGUCAUUUCAGGUUCAGGAACUUUGUUACAAACUAACACAGCCGGCGGUGGAGUCAGGGAUGUCUGUUAUCAUACAGACUCGUGGUGAAGUAGGCGGGGGUGUCGCGGCUCACCUCCAGUGCCCCCACUGUGGCCAUUUUUCCAAGAGCCACGCCCACCAGCUCUCCCACAUUGCGGCAUCCCACCCCUCCUGCCUUGACGGUGUGGUGAUGGGACGCCUCGGGAACAUCCUGAUGUACCAGAGCGGCGCCCGGCUCUUCCACUGCUCCUACUGCUUCUACACCAGCAGAGACUUCACCAAGCUCUACAAGCACAUCAUCACCAAACACUGCAUGGAUGAAAGGGACAAGGGAGGCGACAACGGGAGCGAGAAGGGUGACGAGGAGGACGAAGAAAUGAAAGAUGCCACCAAAAGAAAGCAAACUAUUAAGACUGAGGAAGAGGAAGAAGAAGAAGGGAAAGGUGACGCCAAAAGAAAGAAGAGCAAUGAGGAGGAAGUAGAAGGAGGGAAAGAUGAAUCUAAAAUAAAGAGCAUCAAGACUGAGGAAGAGGAGGAAGGAUGCAGGGACGUCCUGAAAAGAAAGAGGAGCAGUGAGGGUGAAGAAGAGGAGGAAGGAGAGGGGGUGGAGUCGGUUAAAUGUGAGUAUGAAGACAAAAGUGUGCUACUGUUUGAUGGCGCCAGGUACCGCUGCCUAAUCUGUGGUUGGAAGAACAAGCUGAAAGCUGUGGGUGUCAGCCACGUGGUGCGCAAGCACAACAUUCCCAAAGCGUACGCCAACCAGGCCAUCAGACGUGACGUUGCUGCAGCCAACCAGACGCAGAGUGGCGGGGGGGUGGAAGAGGAGGAGGCAUCGGUGGCCGGGCUGAGCGGUGAGCUGCUGAAGGAGGAGAUGGAGGCUACGGCCAAAGUGGUGCGCUUCAUCUCCAACCGCUUUGUGUGCCUGAUGUGCGGCUGGAAGACCAAACUCAAAGGUUUUGCCAUCAGUCACGUGGUGCGUUGCCACGACGUCGAGCGGCCGUACAGCUGCAAGGACUGCAAGCGCAGCUUCUUCCUGCCGAGCCGGCUGCAGCGGCACAUCAGCUCCGCCCACCGGCCCGGCCGCUACGCCUGCCCCUUCUGCUGCUUCAGGUCGCACUUCCUGGGAGGCUUCAGGAGACACUGCAGCCGCUGCAACGCCCGUGAGGAGGAGGGGGAUGGCGGUGAUGGAGGGGCAGUGGAGGAGGAGGACAACGAGGAGGAGGAGGAGGGAGAGGACAGGAAGGAGACGAGAGGGGAGAAGAAACGCAGAAGUCUGGGGAUGGCGGCGGCGGAGGAGGACGACGAUCAGGACGAAGAUGACGAAGACUGAAGAGGAGGAGGAGCUACAGAAGCACGCGAUACUCCGCUGAACAUUUUUAACCUGCAGAGAACAAAUAUGUUUCACCAAGUCCGAAUAAACGUAUUUUUUUACGA